UGGAUUUCGGUUGGGGUCUGGUUUUGUCCGAAGUUGACAGUUGAGUUUUUUGAGAGCUGCUCUCUCCCUACGUCAGCUUUUUUUGCAGAAUCUCUUUAAUUACGCACUGUCAACCCUGGAGAUUUGGAUCAGUUACAAAUUUACACCCGAGUUAAGGUUUCAGAAUUAUUUUUUCUACGUGAUAAGUGAAGAUAUUUUCCAAAUCUUCGAAACAUCACAUAUGCUAUAACUAAGAUGCUGCCGUUGUGAUCGCCUGGGAGAUAGAAAAAGUCAGCCUUCAACGCUGAUUACAAUCUGCUAGGAUUAUUGAUUGUGGUGCUUCAAAAGUGUGUAUACGGUGAAAUCCUUCAUCUGGAUGCGCUCGUUUACACAAGGCUGGAAAAAUGUCUGCACGCUCUAAACCUUCUCCCCAGCUCCAAGGGACAGUGCGUUCAUCUGCGUUUAGUUUGCAUUCUGCCAAAAAAUCUUCGGACAAAGGCUCAUAUACGAACACCCGUGGAAUUUCGAAAAACGCUGAUUUAGCCGUGUCUACAUCAUCGACGCUUAUGCCGCCACCACGUUCGACUGUUAAAAAGAAGCCUCAGACGUUAACCAAAGAAGCAGCACCCCGGCCUACUAAGAAGCUGGCUAAGGAAAAUUCUGAUGAAGUUCCAUCCCUUGAGGGAUUAUCCCGAAGUAUAACCAGUUCAGCCCGCAAACCGGUAUCCUCUCGUGGGACAUCCUCUUCUCCACACAGUGCUUCGCCUGUUCACUUUGAUGGUGGUAAUUUGUCUGAUAAAUCUGCCAAAAAACUGGAUUCGUCAGGAAGCAUCAUCAGAUCGAGACUUGCUGCACCGGGAACACUUACGCGCCGGUUACGAGAAACUGCUCGUGCCGAACCAUCGGAUCAUGGCUCCUCCAGAACCAUUGGCCAUCAACCCGGCCGUAACACGGUUUCUACUAGUAUGCCGGCACGACCAAAGUAUCCUGUCCAAAUGUCUAAAUCGGGUGUCGACAGCAACACCAAGAUGGAUGGUCACCCACCCGAGAAAGCGCCGUCCACACCCGGAACGGAUGCUUGCAAAAUUAUUGGGGAGGGCGACGUACCGGUGGAAAAUGUCCCACCCAUUUCCAGCGACUCUCAGCUGUUCCUGCAGAUCCAGUCUCUGGAGGAACGGAUGCGGCUGAUCUCCGAUGAGCUGACCAUGACUAUUCGCGAGAAAGAAGCAGUUCAGCAAAGACUUGAAAAUUUGACCGAAGAGCAUAACGCGACAUUGCAGGAAUUGCAGGCAACUCACAGUAAACAAGAGGUCUUGUUGGCCGAGAAUCAGCAGUUGACCCAAUCUCAUAACAGCUCAUCUGGACAACUCGAAAGCCUCAAAAUGCAGGUGGACGACUUGCGCACGCAGUGUGAUGGAUUAUACACUGAGCAAAAGCGUGUAUGUGAUGCUAAUGCAGCGCUGCAAGUCGAACGUGAUCAGCAGAGCGAGCAGCUGCGCGGGAUGAUGGAUGAACGCGAGCAGACCCUGUCUGAACUUGCCGAUUUCCGGGCACAAGCGGCGGCUGCUCUUGAAAAGGCUCAAAAUGCGGAAGACCGACUUACUAAAGUGCUGGAUGAACGAGAAGCGAUUAAAAAAGAUUUCUCUGCUGUUAAAAAGAAACGACAUGUAGAUUUGGAGAAAGCCCAGGAGGAGGUGAUUCUCCUGCAGAAGAAAAUCGAAGAAAAAAUAAAUGAAGCGGAAAGUUGGCGCGCCGUCGCAGAGCUGAAAGGCGAAGAAAUCCGGAAGCUGCAGAAAGAGCUGGAAGAUGCGCGAAGUAUUGUGGAGCGGCAUCAGUUGUGCGAAGCGGAAUUGAAACGCCAGUCAAUUGAUAUCACUAGUUUGCAAGUAAAAGCAGACAAAUGCACUGCAGUCGAACGGGACCUUCGUACUCUACUAGCAGAAAAGGAAGAUGAGCUGCGAAAUCUCCGGCGUCAGUCAAUGUUGCUUACCCAGGAAAAAGAUACGUUGAAAUACCGACUGGAUGAAAUGAGCGAGCAAGAACCGCGGCGUCCUCGACAUUCCACUGUGUUAGUUGCCGGAUCUCUUAAUGAACAACUGGAGUGCUUGGAAGAGGGCGAAGAUCUUUGAACACUUUUUUUCCAUGACUAUGCGGAUGCGUGAUCUGGCCUGUAUCGGGCCGCUGUCGGCAUUGUUUCAUUGCUCCGCGACGUUUUGUCAGGCUUACGCUAUUGCAUUUUGCGAUCUUCUGUGCCUGCACGGAUAUUUUUUCCAAAGUUUUCAAGUAUUGCCAGUUGUGUGAGUUUAGUGUUAGUUUCACAUUAUUCCCGGUUUAGAUUGUUUAUUUAUAACGAACGCUCCCUUCUUUUUAUCGUGUAUAGGUUCAUCAUGAUCUUCCUGAACCUUUGGCUUGUUCCUUUUGAUUUGGUGAUAGGUGUCUGUACAUAAAAACUUUCAAUCAGUCCAUGCGAAAUGCA
This is a messenger RNA of Paramacrobiotus metropolitanus, 2455 nucleotides long. RefSeq names its product myosin heavy chain, striated muscle-like. The record is from RefSeq and is a predicted model, not a curated record. The transcript is spliced from 7 exons. Bases 384 to 2108 code for a protein of 574 amino acids. NCBI's taxonomy places the organism in Eukaryota, Metazoa, Tardigrada, Eutardigrada, Parachela, Macrobiotidae.